AUGGCCGCGCUGCGGGGGAACAUGGCGGGGGGCGGCCGGGGGGCGCGGGGACCGCUGCCGCCGCCGCCGCUGCUGCUGCUGCUGCUGCUCGGCUGCUGCUGCCUGGGCCGCCGGCCGCCCGCCGCCUCCGCCGCCGCUCCGCCCGCCGCCGCCUCGUCGCCGUCGGCGGAGGAGACGGUGAUCAUCGGGCUGCGGCUGGAGGACACGGACGACGUCUCCUUCAUGGAGGGGGGCGCGCUGCGGGUGAGCGAGCGGACGCGGGUCAAGCUGCGGGUGUACGGGCAGAACAUCAACAACGAGACCUGGUCGCGCAUCGCCUUCACCGAGCACGAGCGGCGGCGGGGCGGCGGCCGGGCGGCGGCGGCCGACGGGGGGGCGGCGGCGGCGGCGGGGAGAGGAGGAGGAGGUGGAGGAGGAGGAGGAGGAGGAGGGGGCGGCGGAGCCCCGCAGCGCUGCGGCAUCCGCACGUCGGACAUCAUCAUCCUGCCGCACAUCGUGCUCAACCGCCGCACGUCGGGCAUCAUCGAGAUCGAGAUCAAGCCCCUGCGCAAGACGGAGAAGAGCAAGUCCUACUACCUGUGCACCUCCGUCUCGGCCCCCGCCGCCGCCGCCCUGGGGCCCGGGGCCGCCGGCGGGUUGGUGGGUGCCGAGGGACCCGCGGGACCCCCGCCCUGGGGGGAGACCACCUGGAUCUACCACGAUGGAGAGGACACCAAGAUGAUCGUCGGGGAGGAGAAGAAGUUCCUGCUGCCCUUCUGGCUGCAGGUGAUCUUCAUCUCGCUCCUGCUCUGCCUCUCGGGCAUGUUCAGCGGCCUCAACCUGGGCCUCAUGGCGCUGGACCCCAUGGAGCUGCGCAUCGUGCAGAACUGCGGCACGGACAAGGAGAAGAACUACGCCAAGCGCAUAGAGCCCGUGCGCCGCCAGGGCAACUACCUGCUGUGCUCCCUCCUGCUGGGCAACGUCCUGGUCAACACCACGCUGACCAUCCUGCUGGACGACAUCGCCGGCUCCGGGCUGGUGGCCGUGGUGGUCUCCACCAUCGGCAUCGUCAUCUUCGGCGAGAUCGUGCCGCAGGCCAUCUGCUCCCGGCACGGCCUGGCCGUGGGCGCCAACACCAUCUUCCUCACCAAGUUUUUCAUGAUGAUGACCUUCCCGGCCUCCUACCCUGUAAGCAAGCUGCUGGACUGCGUCCUGGGCCAGGAGAUCGGCACCGUCUAUAACCGGGAGAAGCUGCUGGAGAUGCUGCGGGUCACCGACCCUUACAACGAUCUGGUCAAGGAGGAGCUCAACAUCAUCCAAGGAGCCCUGGAGCUGCGCACCAAGACGGUGGAAGACGUGAUGACUCCGCUCCGGGACUGCUUCAUGAUCGCUGCCGAGGCCGUGCUCGACUUCAACACCAUGUCCGAGAUCAUGGAGAGCGGCUACACCCGCAUCCCCGUUUUCGAGGGUGACCGCUCCAACAUCGUGGACCUGCUCUUCGUUAAGGACCUGGCUUUUGUGGACCCUGACGACUGCACGCCGCUCAAGACCAUCACCCGGUUCUACAACCACCCGCUGCACUUUGUCUUCAACGACACCAAGCUCGACGCCAUGCUGGAGGAGUUCAAGAAAGGCAAGUCUCACCUGGCUAUAGUACAAAGAGUAAACAAUGAAGGAGAAGGGGAUCCUUUUUAUGAAGUCCUGGGAAUUGUCACUUUAGAAGAUGUGAUUGAAGAGAUCAUCAAGUCUGAGAUUCUGGAUGAAACAGACCUAUACACUGAUAACAAGACGAAAAAGAAAGUAGCUCAUCGGGACAGGAAGCAGGACUUCUCUGCCUUCAAGCAGACAGACAGCGAGAUGAAGGUUAAAAUAUCACCGCAGCUCCUCCUGGCAAUGCACCGCUUCCUGGCAACAGAAGUAGAAGCCUUUGGUCCAUCCCAGAUGUCAGAGAAGAUCCUUCUCAGGCUGCUAAAACAUCCCAACGUUAUCCAGGAGCUGAAAUACGACGAGAAGAACAAGAAAGCCCCAGAACACUACCUCUACCAGCGAAACAAGCCUGUCGACUACUUCAUUCUCAUUUUACAGGGGAAGGUGGAAGUGGAGGCUGGGAAGGAGGGGAUGAAGUUUGAAGCUGGUGCUUUUUCCUACUAUGGGGUGAUGGCCCUCACAGCAUCGCCAGUUCCCUUGUCCCUGUCUCGUACCUUUGUUGUCAGCAGAACAGAGUUGUUAGCAGCAGGUUCUCCAGCCGAAAACAAGUCUCCACCUCGGCCCUGUGGCUUGAAUCACUCAGACUCUUUAAACCGAAGUGAUCGCAUCGAUGCAGUGACACCGACGUUAGGGAGCAGCAACAACCAGCUCAAUGCGUCUUUCCUCCAAGUGUAUGUUCCGGACUACUCAGUGAAAGCACUCACAGACAUUCAGUUUGUCAAGAUCUCAAGACAGCAGUACCAAAAUGCCCUGAUGGCAUCCCGGAUGGACAAAACACCUCAGUCCUCGGACAGUGAAAACACUAAAAUCGAACUGACUCUUACGGAGCUGCAUGACGGUUUGCCGGACGAGACAGCAAACCUGCUGAACGAACAGAACUGUGUGACUCACAACAAGCCCAACCACAGUAUGCACAGUGAAGGAGCCAUCUAGGAGCUGACUUCCCACAACCCACCCAUCCCAUCUCCUCAGCGGGACCAGCCCUCGCUCCUUCCUGCCUCCUCCCCGAGUGUGAACACCGUUAGUAUGUGCUUGCGACACUGUGCUGCAUCCAGUGUUCUGAGACCAAAGACUUGUGCGUCCGUUCUGGGAGCAGAAGAGGAAGAAACGGGAAGAAAGGAGCAAAGAGCAAGACAGAGAGACUAAAGCCCCAAGUGUACUUUGGGAAUGGUGAGCCACCCUUGAGAACAAUGAAAAUACUUCCUGCAAAGCAGAAUCAUGUUUAUUUUUUAUCUGUAUUUUUGAUCCUUGUUGGGUUUUUUCCUCCUCAAACACAUAUGGAGAAGUUUAAAAGCUGCUCCGGUUAUUUUUUCAAGAGAGAUCAUGUUUUUAAAAAGUAUUUUGCAGAGUUUUAAAUUGUUUCUGUCCCUCCCCAGCCUCAGAUAGGCUCUGUUGUGAUUUUGUGAAUUGGCUCCAAAGUCCGUAGGCCUCUUUUCACCCCUCUCUGGUCCUUUUUGUUGCCCUGUUGAAGAAGUUAGUAACUGGUACUUGUAUGUAUUUGUGUCCUAAGAAUGAGCAAGCUUCUAGGAAACUCUGGUUUCAGCCACCUGGAGGGUCACGGGAUGAGUAUUAUUACAUUCUCCCAGUUAAGUUUCAGGGAAGGAGGAGUGGUUAUUUUGGUAUUUAAUGAUCUCUCAAAUUUCGGAAGGUUUCUUUGUAAAACGGACAAAAGCAUUGUUACACUUGCAGUUUUGUAACCUCCAAAACCUUUGUGGGCGUUGAAGAUGAUUCUGGGGGGCAGGAGUUAAUUAGCAAAACUGCAGUCUGGUGAAAUGAAAGUCAGGUGUAAUUUU
This is a messenger RNA of Cygnus atratus (black swan), 3479 nucleotides long. RefSeq names its product cyclin and CBS domain divalent metal cation transport mediator 2 (gene CNNM2). Gene Ontology annotation, cellular component: plasma membrane. Gene Ontology annotation, molecular function: magnesium ion transmembrane transporter activity. The record is from RefSeq and is a predicted model, not a curated record. Lineage: Eukaryota; Metazoa; Chordata; Aves; Anseriformes; Anatidae. Gene Ontology annotation, biological process: transport; magnesium ion homeostasis.